ACACGUUGAUAAGAGAUGGCAAAGCUUAUGUUGACAACACUCCGGGUGAAGUCAUGAAGCAGGAGAGGGAGAGCAGGAUGCCUUCAAAGUGUAGGGACAGAUCUGUUCAAGAUAAUCUCAAUAUGUGGGAGGAGAUGAAGGCGGGGUCUGAAGCUGGUCUCCAGUGUUGCUUACGUGCUAAGAUUGACUAUGCCUCUGAUAAUGGCUGCAUGAGGGACCCAGUACUGUACAGGUGUAAGCUGGAACCACACCCACGAACCAAAACUAAAUACAAAGUGUAUCCUACAUAUGAUUUUGCUUGUCCAUUGGUGGACAGUAUUGAAGGUGUUACUCAUGCUGAGCACUUUGCCAAGAUUCUUUGGAAAACCCUGUACUUCUUUGAUGCUGAGAUAAAGAAGCUUGGUGUUGAAAACUGUUAUUUCCCAAUGUUUGUCUCUGGAUCAGCUCUACAAAAAGAAAAGGAUCACAUUGCUGAUUUUGCCCCCGAGGUUGCCUGGGUAACCAAGUCCGGCCAAUCAGAAUUAGCUGAGCCGAUAGCUAUCAGACCUACAUCAGAGACAGUGAUGUAUCCAUCAUAUGCCAAGUGGGUUCAGUCACACAGAGACCUCCCACUUAAACUUAAUCAAUGGUGCAAUGUUGUACGUUGGGAGUUCAAGCAUCCUCAGCCAUUCCUGCGUACCAGAGAGUUCCUCUGGCAAGAGGGACACACAGCACACGCUACUAAAGCUGAAGCUGAGAAAGAGGUACUGGAUAUUCUAACGUUAUAUCAAAGAGUUUAUGAAGAGCUAUUGGCUGUUCCUGUUAUUCCUGGCUGGAAGACAGAGAAGGAAAAGUUUGCAGGUGGAGAUUAUACUACCACUGUUGAAGGAUUUGUAGCAGCCAGUGGUAGAGGAAUACAGGCUGCUACUUCUCAUCAUUUGGGUCAGAACUUUUCUAAAAUGUUUGAUAUUAAAUUUGAAAAUCCUAACCAAGAAGAAGGAGAUGAUCAUUGUUUUGCAUAUCAGAAUUCCUGGGGUAUUACUACACGCAGUAUUGGUAUAAUGGUAAUGGUUCAUGGGGACAAUAGAGGACUGAUACUACCACCCAAUGUGGCCAAUAUACAGGUGAUUGUUGUUCCUUGUGGUAUAACAGCAACAGUUGAUGAUACUAAAAGAAAUGAAUUAACUAAAUAUUGUGAAUCAUUGAUCAGUUCAUUGACUGAGGCUGGGAUUAGAGCUAAAGGAGACUUUAGAUACAAUUAUUCUCCUGGUUGGAAGUUCAAUAACUGGGAACUAAAGGGUGUUCCAAUGCGUAUAGAAGUUGGUCCACGUGAAGUUACUAAUAAGAAUAUUGUUAUUGUUCCUCGUGAUACUACUGGAGUAAAGGAACCAUGCAGUAUAGCUGCUGCCACAGAAACUGUACAGAAGAAAUUGAAAGAGAUUCAAGAGAGACUUUAUGCAAAGGCUAAGGCUGAAAUGGAUGAACACAUUGCUGUACUUGAUAACUGGGAUGACUUCUGUAGCAGUUUAGACAAGAAAAUGGUAAGUUCUACAGCAUUCAUUUCAGUCAUGUACUUUUUAUAAACAUGCAUGGGUAUU
Messenger RNA from Amphimedon queenslandica, 1577 nucleotides. RefSeq names its product bifunctional glutamate/proline--tRNA ligase-like. Lineage: Eukaryota; Metazoa; Porifera; Demospongiae; Haplosclerida; Niphatidae. The annotation marks the transcript as partial. The transcript has 13 exons. Gene Ontology annotation, cellular component: cytoplasm; aminoacyl-tRNA synthetase multienzyme complex. The record is from RefSeq and is a predicted model, not a curated record. Gene Ontology annotation, molecular function: proline-tRNA ligase activity; ATP binding. Gene Ontology annotation, biological process: prolyl-tRNA aminoacylation.